Molecule: messenger RNA, 1321 nt
Organism: Seminavis robusta
Lineage: Eukaryota; Bacillariophyta; Bacillariophyceae; Naviculales; Naviculaceae
Source: the annotation of a GenBank genome assembly
UAUAGAGCAGGAUGCAGGAUGGCGAGCGAGAGACUCCUGUUAGAUCACUGAAUCUUCUCGCUGUAACUUGCGACUGCAAAGUAAACUCUUCUCUUUUCUCACGGCUGAGCUCCAGCCAUUGUGCCAUUGUUGCUUUCGCGUACUGACUGCUCCAGCUCUGCUCCCAAAUCCGCAAAAAGCUCAGGAGAAGCCCAUGCGAAGUGCGAAGCGAGAAGCCCACCAAACGGGGCGGUUCCACUUCCCAAGGCUUCUCUGCUCAGUGGCCAAGACGCACUGAUGUGGCGCCCGAGAUCGGCCUUUUGCCACCUGUUUUCUAAGCAUCGCUGGCAAUUUCCAAGUUCUGGACUUUCCGAGGUGACAGGUUGUUAGACUACUACUAGCUAGAGUACCAGGUAGCUAGCUAGUUUGAGAGUUUGAAUUGUCAUGCCACUCUAGCUGGCUAGGAUCUUCUUCCCGCAAAAUCGCAUCGUCUCACUUUCUUUGCUACUUGCACACCGCUCUCUUCAAGUUUUUUGAAACAAAGACCAACAAGAACCAUGGAAGGGAUUAACUACUAUUUGUUCUUGGCAGCCAUGGAGAAUCGGGAAGGGGCUUUGAAUCUGGCAAAGGGUAACGUGGCCGAGGCGCUGGAGAUCUUGGAGAAUGCUGUGCACAUUCUAGAUCAACUGGCGCAGCUGCCUGAGAUACUCCAGUUCAACCUCCAAAGACCACACUAUUGCGUAUCUGUGGCGCUCCCGUUCCUCCAGGAACAAGAUCCAAGAUACUUUGCAUACAGCAGAGCUUUGAUCUUCUCUCCUUUGAUCGGAGAAGUCUGCUGCAUCCAGGAGAUUGCGUAUUACCGUGCAGUGGCAUUGUUCAACAUUGGCAUGGCUCACCAGAUGAAGGGCAAGGUUCUCAAAUGCAUCAAAAGCCAAAGGAAAGCCAUCCGAUUCUUUGACUCCUGUCUCUCCGCAAUCGCACUCCUUCCGAUUGGAUCCCAAGACACUGACUUGCUGCGUGUCGCGGCUCUGAACAACAAGGCUGUGAUUCUCAGUGACAUGAUGGACUUUGAUCAAGCCAAGCUAGCUUUGGAUGAAGUUCGAGGCAAGUGGCGCCAUGCUCUGGCUCAACAGCUUACAGAGGGGGCGUUUGUCAGAAAGGAUAUUGAGGGGUUCAUAUUAAACACGAUGGAGUCAGUGCCUCCAACUGCAGCCGCGUGCGCAUAAAGCAAAACUGCCAGCCACAGCCUCAGCCAUCACUCGGUAUCUCAUUAAAGUACUUGAUAUUCUACAUACACAUAAACCAAGCAACUCUCUAAAAAUAGACAUGACUUCAUUGCUCG